AUGCCGCGUCAAACCAAACGGCCCCGUGAGGUCGUCGAUUUGACCGGUGGUGACGAGAACACCCGACCCGCCAAGUCACCGCGCCAUCCUUCUGCGUCAAACAGGUCGCAACCCGCUGCACCUCAGUUAGGUCAAUCGUCAUCCAGCGCGACCUCGGUACCGAAUGCAACCCAAAGGCAUCUUGAAAACGAUGAGCCUGAACCCUCAACGCAGGAUCUCACUCAAAGUGAUGAUGGCCCCCAACGAGAGUUGUAUGGCUCUUUUGACGGCAAAAUUGUGGGUGUGAGAUAUUACAAUGGCAUGGCUACCGCCGGCGAAGUGGUGAUCUGUAAAAGAGAGCCCUCGAAUCAGAUAUGGCAACUAUCCCCCCUUAUUAUAGGAGUGAGUGCUCACGGCCGUCAGGAUAACAAUGAUAUCACUAUUGAAGCUAUUCUCAUUGGCGAGAAGGGCUUCUACGAUUGCCCCAUUCGCAUGUACAUCUACGGAACCGGCGACGCCCUUGGCCGGGCUAGUCUGGAGGAGCGUCUGAAGAAAGACAAACUCGUCAAGGCCACACAGCUCAAGCAGACCCGAAAGGAUAACGACCAACAACGGAAAACCUUGGGUUUGAAGGCCAGCAGAAGUACUGCUGGGUUCGCGCCCGCUGAGAAAGAAGAGGUUUCUUUGGCGCAACUGGCUCAGACCAGCCAAACUGUCAACUUCCGUGCCGGUGGAGACAUUGCCCAGACGUUGGCCAUGGAUGAAGACCAACUCGCCGGAAUGCCUCAGGCCGAACAACCCGACAAAGUGUGCGCUAAGCUGCUGCCGUAUCAGCUUCAAGGCCUUGCUUGGCUCACAGCGAAGGAGAACCCCGUGUUUCCGGAACCUGGUUCUCCAAAUUCUGUCCAGCUCUGGAAGCGCGAUGCCAAAGGUCGAUACGUCAACAUUGCCACCAACUUUACCGUUGCGGCGCCCCCUGAUCUCCUAUCUGGUGGAAUCCUAGCCGACGACAUGGGCCUGGGCAAGACGCUUCAAGUCAUCAGUCUGAUCAUGACCGGUGGGCCGGGGAGCACGCUCAUCGUUGCGCCAGUUGGUGUGAUGAGCAACUGGGAACAACAAAUCAAGCGCCACGUCUCUGAAGAACACCUACCAGAAGUGCUCAUCUACCAUGGAGCCUCCCGGCAGACUGCCGCCAAGUCCUUGAACAAAUUUGGGGUUGUCAUCACAAGCUACGGUACCCUGACUAGCGACACAACGAUAGGCGGCCCUCUGUCCAAACUCGACUGGCGCCGGAUCGUUCUAGACGAGGGCCACACCAUCCGCAACGCCAAAACAAAAGCAGCUGAGGCUGCCUGCAAGUUGAAGGCGAAAUCAAGAUUGGUUCUUACGGGAACUCCAAUCGUCAAUAAUAUCAAGGAUCUUCACUCCCUUGUUAAGUUCCUCCAUAUUACAGGCGGCAUUGAACAGUCUGAUAUCUUCAACACCGUCAUUGCACGGCCUCUAGCACUCGGGGAAACCCGCGCCGAGGCCUUGUUGCAGUCCCUCAUGAAAGAUGUCUGUCUCCGUCGGCGGAAGGACAUGAAGUUUGUUGACCUUAAACUUCCGGCCAAGACCGAAUACAUUCACCGUAUUACCUUUUGGGCGGGCGAAAAGAAGAAAUACGAGGCUUUGCUAUGCAACCACUGGACCUUAUGUAAGGACCGCAUCACCGAUCUCAUGAAGCUCCUUGAAGAGGAGGGCACCGUCCUGCUCAAUGACGAGAACCGUGCGCUCCUGCAACAAGCGCUUCAGCUCAUAAUCGAGAGCCAAGAGGAAUGCCCUGUUUGCAUGGAACACCUGACGGACCCCGUCAUCACUCACUGCAAGCAUUCAUUCUGCCGUGCUUGUAUCUCCAGGGUCAUUGAGAUACAGCACAAGUGUCCCAUGUGCCGCGCCGAGCUGGCCGAGGACAAGCUGGUCGAACCGGCGCCUGAACACUCUGCCGAAGACGAAGAGGAGAGCCUUGACCCAGAGACAAAGAGCUCCAAGACCGAAGCACUGCUCAAGAUCCUCCAGGCUACUCUGAAAAACGAUGGAUCCAAGGUGAUCAUCUUCUCUCAAUGGACAUCCAUGAAAUACGUCCAAACGCGAUGCCGCUAUUCGCGCAUCUCGACCACGACCCCCGCUACCCGCAUUAUGCCCGCCAGUCUGAGCGUGUGCAGUGUCGGAUUGAACCUGGUCUCAGCCGACACGGUCGUUCUGGCUGACAGCUGGUGGGCCCCCGCCAUCGAGGACCAGGCUGUUGACCGUGUCCAUCGUUUGGGUCAAACCCGGCCCACAACGGUCUGGCGCCUGGUAAUGGAGGGCACCGUCGAGGAGCGAGUGCUUGACAUCCAAGGGGAAAAGAGAGAGCUUGUCAAUAAGGCUUUCCAGGAGAAGCAGACCAAGCAGAAGAAGACGAAGGAGACACGAAUGGCCGAUAUUCUGAAGUUGCUUGCCUGA
Molecule: messenger RNA, 2460 nt
Organism: Chaetomium globosum CBS 148.51
Lineage: Eukaryota; Fungi; Ascomycota; Sordariomycetes; Sordariales; Chaetomiaceae
Exons: 6
Coding region: 1-2460 (819 amino acids)
Molecular function (GO): ATP binding; ATP-dependent chromatin remodeler activity
Source: RefSeq, a predicted model, not a curated record